GCCAACAGCUAGCGAUAUUCGCAUUUGGCCAACUGAACAGAGACGGAGGAAGCAGAAGCGUACAACGAAAUAAAUUUCUCUUGUAUUAUUUUCGUAAGCGCGGAUCUUCCAAAAAAAAAAAUUUACUGCUUUAAAAAAGUACGAACUUCACUCCAUUGCAAACACAAAAGAAACUGCAAGCUCCACUGAUUUUUACAAGGGAUCAAAAAGAAAAGAAGUCAUUGGUGAAAUAUCUACGUACAUAGAGUGCAUUUUUGAUACAAGACAAAAUGAUCGUACCAGCAACAGUAAAUUUUCUAAAAUCAAAAUGGCGUCUCUUCAUUUCUGCUCAUCCUCUGGCCAAAGGUGUUAUCGCUUAUUCCAUUGUUUGGCCGACGAGUAGCUUCAUGCAGCAAACGCUUGAAGGCAGACAGCUGAAGGACUACGAUUGGAUGCGCAUUCUGCGUUUCGGACUUUUCGGUGGUCUUUAUGUGGCGCCCACUUUAUAUGGAUGGUUGCGUGUGGCCUCAACAAUGUGGCCACAAACCAACUUACGCGUUGGAGCACUCAAGGCCAUUGUCGAACAAAUUUCCUACGCACCAUUCGCCAGUACCAGCUUCUACUUCGGCAUGUCGCUGCUGGAGGGCAAAGGUUUCGAUGCUGCCGUUGCAGAGGUCAAAGACAAAUUUCCAAAAACCGUAAAAGUAUGUAUCAAAUACUUGAUUUGUGCCAUAUUGUACGACCAAUUCUCGGGGGUCUUUGAUGUACAUAAAACAAUGCGCAGCGGUGAGAAUCCAUUGGGGAUGUAUGAUGGUGCCUGCACAAAAAUGCUGCAAAUUCCAGCGUUGGCGUAA
Molecule: messenger RNA, 833 nt
Organism: Rhagoletis zephyria (snowberry fruit fly)
Lineage: Eukaryota; Metazoa; Arthropoda; Insecta; Diptera; Tephritidae
Product: mpv17-like protein
Cellular component (GO): cytoplasm; mitochondrion; membrane
Source: RefSeq, a predicted model, not a curated record